UGAGAAAAUAUUUCACAUCAAGUGCGACGAGUCAGUCAGCAGUCCGGAGACGCUACCUCUGAGAAUGGGACUAAGGGACGAACUCCUCAAGGCAAUAUGGCACGCAUUCACAGCCCUGGAUGUGGAUAAAAGUGGGAAAGUGUCUAAAUCACAGUUGAAGGUGCUUUCCCAUAAUCUCUGCACCGUGAUGAAGAUCCCUCAUGAUCCUGUAGCUCUGGAGGAACACUUUAGAGAUGAUGAUGAAGGUCCUGUUUCCAAUCAGGGAUACAUGCCCUACUUGAACAGGUUUAUUCUGGACAAGGUCCAGGACAACUUUGACAGAAUGGACUUUAACAGGAUGUGCUGGACUUUGUGUGCAAGAAAAAACCUCAACAGAAAUCACUUACUUAUCUCAGAUGAUGAUGCUUUUAAGAUCUGGUGCAUUUUCAACUUCCUGUCUGAGGACAAAUAUCCUUUGGUCAUGGUCACAGAGGAGAUAGAGUACUUCCUUCGGAAGCUAACAGAAGCCAUGGGCGGCAUCUGGAUUGAAGAAAAGUUUGAAGAAUACAAGAUUCAGCUGAGCAGCAAGCAGCAAUGCUUGAGUGCAUGGGAGGUGAUUGAACUGGUAGGCAUGGGUCACUUUAGUAAGGGCAUGGACCGCCAGACCCUCUCCAUGGGCAUCAAUGAAGUGUUCCAGGAACUUAUUCUGGAUGUACUCAAACAGGGUUACAUGAUGAAAAAGGGCCACAAAAGGAAGAACUGGACAGAACGAUGGUUCCUUUUGAAGCCCAGCUCAAUUUCAUACUACGUCAGUGAAGAUCUUACAGAGAAGAAAGGGGACAUACUACUAGAUGGAAACUGUUGUGUUGAGUCAUUACCAGAUAAGGAGGGUAAAAAGUGCCUUUUCUACAUCAAGUGUUCUGACAAAAGCUAUGAGAUCAGUGCCUCGGAUAAGAAGAAAAAACAAGAGUGGAUUCAAGCUAUUCAGACGUGUAUCACACUGCUGAAGGUUGGGCGUCCGGCUCCACACCACGAGGCGCGACAGAAACGACGAGAGUUGCAACAGAAACAGCAGGCCGAGCAGGCAGAACUUGAGCUAAGGAUGAGAGAACUGCAGACAGCCAAUGAGAACAAACAGAGAGAGCUGGAGGCUGUGAGGAAGAAACUGGAGGAGGCCGCAGCCAAUGCAGCAGAAGAGGAACACAGACGUCUGCAGACCCAGAACGAGCUGCAGGAUCUCUACAGGGUGGAAAUGGAGAAAGAGAAAAUGGUGCGGCUGCAAAUGGAAGAACAGGUGGCUCAAAAGUCCACUGAGUUAGAGCAGUACCUGCAGCGCGUGCGUGAGCUGGAGAAUAUGUACCACCGCUUGGAGGAUGCACUGGAGGAGGAAAGACAGGCCAGGCAGGAUGAGGAAACUGUCAGAAAGCUACAGGCCAGGCUGUUGGAGGAGGAGGUAACUAAACGUGGAGAGCUGGAGCAGAUACACCUGUAUCAGCAGCAGACCAUUUCUCAGACGCAGGCGGAGAAAAUGGAACUGGAACGAGAACGGCUAGCUAAGGAGAGCGCCCUGCAGGCUGCCAUGCAACAGCUGCAGCAGCUGGAGUCUGACAGGCAGGGUGCGCUGGAGCAAUAUGAGGAGGUGAUGAAAAAACUAGCAGAUGCUGCCAACAAUACAAAGAGCUGGAAGGACAAGGUGGCCCACCAUGAGGGACUUAUCAGGCUCAUUCAACCAGGCCCUAAGUACCCUCAGAAAAUCACAAAUUGGGGACCUGCAUCAUUCACAGACACAGAACUCAGUCUGAGAGAGAAAGACUGGCAGGAAAAGAAAAACAGGUCUGCUCCUACCCAAUAGUGCUUAAAGUGUUCUCUUAUUGAUACAGUACUGUUAAUGUUUCUGUAGAUAGAGUGUAUACAAUGCCUCUGUGGGGUUAGUCUUUGACCACACUAAAAGGAAACUGUAGGACGGCCUGCAUGACUUUACAUAGUGUAAGGUUUAGUCUCCUGCCAUUCCAGUCUAUACUGUAACAUUCAAGUGUCAUUUUGCUACAGUUUUGAAGUGAUUUUAUUAAAAAAAAUAUUUAAAAAAAUAAAUGAAAAAAUUGUACUCUACAUUUUGUUAAUAUGUUCAUAUUGGUGCAUGCCACAAGUAAUGGCAGAUGUUUUUUUUGUUGUUGUUUUUUUUAAUAUAGUUCAUGAGUUUGGAUUAAACUUCAUUGAUGUCAAAAGUACAAAACAAUUAAUGAAAGUAAAUAACCUCAUUGACCAAGUAACUUAUUUUUAAAAUAUUUAAGAUCCAUUAAGAUCCUGUAAUCCACUUAGGCAUGCAGUGUCAGUUUCCAAAAAGUUAUCAAAAAUUUCAAAUACACAUUUACAUUGUAAAAAGUACUACAGUGCGCAAAAUGAACUUACGAAGCAUUGCCAAUAUUGAUAUUUUACAUCGAUAUUACAUUGAUAUGAUUUUAUGUAUUUUAUCUAGAACAAUUGACAUAGUAGAAAUGUAAAGCAGUUGUUACCAUACUGUAAAGGCAAUCUCAUUCGAGACACAAUUUCAAUAUUAACUAAUUUAACACUGAAGUUGUUAACAAAAUUGUGUUUUACUAGAAUUUAACUGAUUUUGGGAUUAUUCAGUCAUGAACAGUACUGUACUAAACUGCUGUGUUUCCCUCAUACUAAUGUCCAGAUUUAAGUCCUGAGACUGUAUUGUUGUUUAUGAUUCAAUAAAAAGGCAUUAUUUUCAGCGUAAUA
Molecule: messenger RNA, 2724 nt
Organism: Myxocyprinus asiaticus (Chinese sucker)
Lineage: Eukaryota; Metazoa; Chordata; Actinopteri; Cypriniformes; Catostomidae
Gene: swap70b
Product: switching B cell complex subunit SWAP70b
Exons: 12
Coding region: 65-1831 (588 amino acids)
Cellular component (GO): cytoplasm; nucleus
Molecular function (GO): calcium ion binding
Source: RefSeq, a predicted model, not a curated record